Molecule: messenger RNA, 1182 nt
Organism: Eupeodes corollae
Lineage: Eukaryota; Metazoa; Arthropoda; Insecta; Diptera; Syrphidae
Product: epimerase family protein SDR39U1
Exons: 5
Coding region: 136-1032 (298 amino acids)
Source: RefSeq, a predicted model, not a curated record
AAUCAGCUGACUACCAAAUGUCAAAAUCCGGAACUGCAGAAAAUGAAAAAUAAACUCAUUGUUUAAAACCAAAUAAGAUCUUGUUUUCACGUCUCUUCUGUUUUGUUUGUGUUAUAAAUAAAUAAAAUACAAAUUAUGCUUGCAAAGCAUGCACUUAUCGGCGGUGGAACUGGCUUCAUUGGCAAUCGUUUGAAUAAACAUCUCAUGCAGAAUGGCUACAAAGUCACGUUGGUAUCUCGAAUGCCGGGUUUGAAACGUAUCACCUGGCAUGAACUCGAGAAGAACGGUGUUCCCAAGGAUGUAACUUCAGUUGUCAAUUUAUCUGGACAAAAUGUAUUGGAUCCUACUCGCCGAUGGACUCCUGGGUUCAAACAAAAUGUAUGGAAUUCAAGGAUUAACACAAGUGCAGCUCUAGUGAAGGCUAUACAAAACGCACCACAGGUGAAGGCCUUUGUCAAUAUAUCAGGAGUGAGCCAUUAUAAGAAUGAUGGGCGAGUUUACUCUGAAAAUGAUCCGGUUGAAGGGUUUGAUUUCAUGUCUCGUCUAUGUUUGGAAUGGGAAAAAGCUGCAACGCUUCCUUCUAACGUUAACUGUCGUUCGGUUAAAAUUCGAACUGGAGUUGUCAUAGGCCGUGGAGGAGGUAUGAUUCAGUCUAUAAUGUUGCCCUUUAAGCUUGGUCUUGGUGGGCCUAUGGGCACUGGGAAGCAAGCUCUUCCUUGGAUUCAUAUCGAAGAUCUUUGUCGUCUUAUACAAUACUCAAUAGAAAAUGAAAAAGUCAGUGGAGUAGUGAAUGGAGUGGCACCUGAGCAAUGCACAAAUGGAGAAUUUAGUCAGACCUUUGCAAGUACACUACGCAGGCCAGCAUUCUUUCCUGUUCCUGAAUUUGCCGUUAAUCUAUUGUUUGGCAAAGACAGAUCUGCUUUAUUGUUGAGUGGUGCAAGAGUUGAACCUAAACGAACAUUAGAGCUGGGAUUCGAAUACAAGUAUCCGACGGUAAAACUCGCCUGCCAAGAGGUUAUUCAGAAAAACUGAAUCCUUAAAUAAAUUAUAUUAUUAUUUAUAUAUAUGUUUCUUUAAUUGUAACUGUUAUAUGCUGCUGAAUGUAAAAGAGGUGAACUUAAAAUAAUAGAAUCUUAAUAAUUACAUGUUAAUAAAGUUUUAAAAUUUCUUAUUCAAUUGUGA